Molecule: messenger RNA, 1359 nt
Organism: Zingiber officinale
Lineage: Eukaryota; Viridiplantae; Streptophyta; Magnoliopsida; Zingiberales; Zingiberaceae
Product: alpha/beta hydrolase domain-containing protein 17C-like
Exons: 5
Coding region: 148-1041 (297 amino acids)
Source: RefSeq, a predicted model, not a curated record
GAAGAAAAUAAAAUACGAAAAAAGAGCAAAUAGAACGGAGGAAGAGAGGCAGAGGAGAGGGUGGAUAUGGCGAUCUGUCGAUCGGAACUGCGUUAAUUUGUUGGGAAGGUGCGAUCUCUGAGGCGCCUGUCGAGCCGAGGCGGAGCCAUGGGGAACGUCACGUCGUCGGUGGCGGCGCGGUUGGCCUUCUUCCCGCCGGAGCCGCCGACAUACGAGGUGUUUCGGGAUGUCGACGGGGAGGGGAAGCUACACAUGUUGGGGCUCUCGCCUGACCGGAACGUGGAGGUGCACCAGUUGGAGACCAAGGCCGGGAACCGGGUGGUGGCCACCUUCUGGCGGCAACCCCAAGCCCGCUUCACCCUCCUCUACUCCCACGGAAACGCCGCCGACAUUGGCCAGAUGAUCGACCUCUUCUUCGAGCUCCGGGCGCACCUUCGCGUCAACAUUAUGAGUUAUGAUUACUCAGGUUAUGGAGCUUCUACAGGGAAGCCAUCUGAGUUCAACACAUACUACGACAUAGAAGCAGUGUAUGAGUGUUUGAAGAAUGAAUACGGGAUAGAAGAAGAAGAUCUCAUUUUGUACGGUCAGUCUGUUGGUAGUGGACCAACAUUGCAUCUGGCUGCACGGUUACAGAAACUGAGGGGGGUUGUCCUCCAUAGUGCAAUUCUUUCAGGAAUUCGUGUCUUGUAUCCUGUGAAAGUGACAUUCUGGUUUGAUAUUUUUAAAAACAUUGACAAAAUACGACAGGUGAACUGCCAUGUUCUUGUUAUUCAUGGAACUGCUGAUGAGAUUGUCGACUGGAAUCAUGGAAAACGUUUGUGGGAGCUAGCCAAAGAGAAGUAUGAUCCACUCUGGGUUAAGGGUGGUGGCCACUGCAACUUAGAGACAUAUCCUGAAUACAUCAAGCAUCUGAGGAAGUUCAUCAAUGCCAUGGAAAGACUUUCACUCGUGAAACAGCCGAAUCAAAGCAAUAAUCCACCAACAUCAACCAUGGAGGAGGAUUUAAAACAUAACAAGUGUCUGAUGUUUGCCAAGAAAUGAUGCGUUAAAGAGAUUGUUGUCAUCCCAAAAGCUCCAAAGCUUGAUAUUUGAGUUAAUCAUGUCUCAACCGUUUGAACAAUGAAGAGCUGGAUUAUGCAGGAGCCUCUUGUGGGAUAUGAUGAGAUAAAGCAAACUCCAAAAAAAAAAAAAAAAUUGCACAGAGAAUUUCUGGCAUUGAUAUCUAAGAGAGAUGUACAGAUACUAAUCUUUAGGAGACUCUGUAGACCAAAUGAAAUUCAUGAGUUUAUUUGUUUGUAUGAUUUGCCAGAUUGAUGGCUUGUGGAAACACUUGCGCUAAAGCAAAUACAUUGUUUUGUU